Messenger RNA from Anopheles nili, 2092 nucleotides. RefSeq names its product protein cereblon (gene ohgt). The transcript is spliced from 5 exons. The record is from RefSeq and is a predicted model, not a curated record. The coding region runs from base 1 to 1512 and encodes 503 amino acids. Lineage: Eukaryota; Metazoa; Arthropoda; Insecta; Diptera; Culicidae.
AUGGAAAAUAAUCCAUCCAACUCGCAGCAAAGUGCUCCAACAGCGAGUGGCAGCAAUGAGCGCGACAUUGCCAGCAGAAGAAAUCGGCUAAUGCGCAUAACGCAGCGUACAAUCGACACGGACGAUAGCAGCCGGAGCAGUAGUAGCAGCAGCUUCAGCGAAAUGGAGGAUAACAACAACGAGAUCGAUGAUCGAGGCGAGCUGCAGAACGACAUGCUGGCAGUCGGUGGUUUGUCCCCUGAGCUGGCCCCCCAGGAUCUUCCGGAGGAUGAAGCAGCGCGGUUGUUCGAGGACUACAUUCGCGAGCGGGAAUCAGCUGCCACAGAGAUCUACAACAUAGAACUUCCUACCGAACAUGCGUACCUCGGCAAAAUGGAAAGAGUGGAAGGGGUUGACUAUCUGGAACCUGGCAAAGUGUACCGCCUGCCAAUAUACAGUCACCACUCGAUAGUGUACCCGGGCGAAAUAGUGCCACUCAUGUUGAACGACUCGAAUCUGUACAACGGCGGAACAAACGACUCCUCGGAUGGGCUGAAGUUUGGGCUUGUGUUUCUAAAUCAGUACCGCGGAAGCGAACGCGUGUACGGCGUCACAUGCCAAGUUUACGAACGUGGUGCGGACGGACUGUCGGCCCUACUAAAAACGGUUGCCCAGCAACGUUUCUACGUCGUACGCCAAUCACAGGAACGAAGGGCUGACGUGCAGAUUCUUCCCGAAAUCGUACUACCCGAUCCGCUGAUCACCAGCUGCUCGAAUGCCAUGGUACGAUACGCGCACAGCAGCCGCAAGGACCGGUUGUCACACUUUAAGCGCAUGGUUUCACAAUCCACGGUUUGGCCACCGUUCGUGUACGAUCAGUACGACACGAAGAAGGUGAUGGUGAAGGUGGAACGGUUCCUAUCGGCUCUCAAAAUUACCAGCGUCCAAACCGACAAGGUUAAGCUGUCGUUCUGGCUGGCACGAAACAUCCCGCUCUCGGAGGAAUACCGCAAGAUGAUCUUUUGCACCGAUUCCGUACUGCGCCGGAUGCUGAUCAUCAACAAAGCCCUCGAUCGUAUGUGGUACUUCAUUUGCAAGCGGUGCGAAAGCGAAAUCGCCAAUUAUAACGACAUGUUCGCGAUGUCGAAGCAGGGCAUCCAAACGAGCUACUGCAACCCGGCGGGAUACGUGCACGAUACGCUCACCGUACACAAGACGAAGGAAAACUCGACCCUCCCGGUUGAGCGUCCGUCCACCAACUUCAGCUGGUUUCCGGGAUACGCCUGGCAAAUCAUUGUCUGUGCCAACUGUCGGCAACCGCUUGGCUGGAAGUUUGUCGCGGAGAAGAAGAACGUGCUGCCGAAGAGCUUCUACGGGUUGUCCGGAACGAACAUUACGGUCAAAUCGCACGGUGAUCUGAAGACUGAUGAAGAUUUCGAUUUAAUCGAACGGGUGACGGCCGAAGCAGAUGAGCAGCUGAACUACGAGGAGCUGUCCGAGUUUGACUCCAGUACUGAUGAGGAGCUGUAUUAAGCUUACACUGGCGUGCGUGUGCGCUGGGUUAGGUUUAUUUUGUAUUUUAAUUUGUAUCUAAUGCAUCCGGGGCUGGGAGAAAACAGACUCGGGAAGAGAUGCCCGCAUAUGAGAUUCCGUUUUCCGAUGCCGUGUUGGCCAUCCAUGGCUCUCAACCAUGUGCGUCGUUGGUUUGUUUCGCGUGCUAAAUUAAGCCAAAACACGGAUGCGGUUCAGCUUCAGUUUAUUUCUCGUUAUCAUUGCACAGUUGCAACCUUGCUAAGCGGGUUUGCAUAUUGGAGAGAACGAAUUCUGUAAAUUCGGCGUGUCUCGUGUUACUCAUAAAACCCCCAACGGAUCGGAGUUUUUUAAAAGGAAAACUGAGAAGGGAAAAACUGUAAACUGUAGCGCUACGUGACAGACCCGCCAAUGAUGAUGUUCGUGUACUUAUCUACAUCAAAAGUUACAUCAACGUUGUAUUUACGAGUUUUAGCAACACUUGUUGUUCUUUAUUUUUUCCUCUCUCUCCUUCUAGCAUUGUUAUUCAAAGCUUUACUUAAACCUUUUCAAUGGCAACAGCGUUUAGAAACACGCGGUACUC